This is a messenger RNA of Oryza brachyantha (malo sina), 1777 nucleotides long. Its product is annotated as aspartyl protease family protein At5g10770-like. The record is from RefSeq and is a predicted model, not a curated record. Gene Ontology annotation, biological process: proteolysis. Bases 9 to 1430 code for a protein of 473 amino acids. The transcript has 2 exons. Gene Ontology annotation, molecular function: aspartic-type endopeptidase activity. NCBI's taxonomy places the organism in Eukaryota, Viridiplantae, Streptophyta, Magnoliopsida, Poales, Poaceae.
UCUAGCUCAUGAGCUUACCUAGGAAGCAAGAAACAGCCAUGGCUUCUGUUUCGACAGUACUAGUGCUUCUGCUCUUGUGCAGCUGCUGCCAUUCUCUCGUUGCUCACGCAGGAAAUGGAGAGAGGCACAAGGUUCUUGAGCUGAAUUCUAAGGCCGUCUGCUCCGAGCGCAAUGCGAUUCCGUCGUCGUCGGGUGGGACCACGGUGCCGUUGAACCACCGUCACGGUCCAUGCUCGCCGGUGCCGUCCGGGAAGAAGAGGCCGACCCACGAGGAGCUGCUCAAACGCGACCAGCUCCGGGCUGAGCACAUCCAGCGGAAGUUCUCCAGGAACGCCGCCGCCGUCGAUGGCGCCGGCGAGCUCCAGCAGUCGAAGGCAUCCGUGCCGACCAAGCUGGGCUCCUCCCUGGACACGCUGGAGUACGUCAUCUCCGUCAAGCUCGGCUCGCCGGGCGUGACGCAGACGGUGAGCAUCGACACCGGCAGCGACGUGUCGUGGGUGCAGUGCAACCCGUGCCCCGCCCCGCCGUGCCACGCCCAGGCGGACCCGCUGUUCGACCCCGCCGCGUCGAGCACCUACGCGGCGUUCUCCUGCGGCGCCGCCGAGUGCGCGCAGCUCGAGCAGCAAGGCAACGGCUGCGGCGCCAACUCCGAGUGCCAGUACGGCGUCCAGUACGGCGACGGCUCGACCACCAACGGCACGUACAGCCACGACACGCUGACGCUGUCCGGCGCCGACGUCGUCAAGAGCUUCCAGUUCGGCUGCAGCCACACCGAGUCGGGCUUCAGCGACCAGACCGACGGGCUCAUGGGGCUCGGCGGCGGCGCGCAGUCGCUCGUGUCGCAGACGGCGGCGAAGUACGGCAACUCCUUCUCGUACUGCCUCCCGCCGACCUCGGACUCGUCCGGGUUCCUCACGCUCGGCGGGCCGAGCGGCGGCGCGUCGGGGUUCGUGACGACGCGGAUGCUCAGGAGCAGGCGGGUACCGACGUUCUACGGCGCGAGGCUCCAGGACAUCGCCGUGGGAGGGAAGCAGCUCGGCCUGCCGCCGUCGGUCUUCGCCGCUGGGUCCGUGGUCGACUCCGGCACGAUCAUCACGCGGCUACCGCAGACGGCGUACUCGGCGCUGUCGUCGGCGUUCAGGGCCGGCAUGAAGCAGUACCGCUCGGCGCCGCCCAGGAGCAUCCUCGACACGUGCUUCGACUUCACCGGCCAGACCAACAUCUCGAUACCGACCGUCGAGCUGGUGUUCUCCGGCGGCGCCACCGUCGACCUCGACGCGAACGGCAUCAUGUUCGGCAGCUGCCUCGCGUUCACCUCCACCGGCGACGACCGAACCACCGGCAUCAUCGGGAACGUGCAGCAGCGGACGUUCGAGGUCCUGUACGACGUCGGCAACAGCGUGCUCGGUUUCCGGUCCGGCGCGUGCUGACCGGGCGGCGCGCGCGCUGUCGCCGGCGGUGGCAACACGACACACGCAGUGGCCAGUAGCUGUGCUGCUCUCAUGAGGUGUUGUCUACUUGUUUGUGGUUGCGAGGUAAGGGUCAUGGCGUGUGGCCAAGAUUCAUCAAUUACCAGUUUGAUCAUAAUUGUCUUGUGACAGUGACACGAUAUACUGCAAUUGUAAUCCACCAACCAAUAGAUCAGGGUAGUUUUUUUUUUACUUCCAUAAAAAAAUAACGGGGCAAUAUUCGCCUCAUUUAUGAUUAAUGAAGACUUUAUACUUGAUUAAUAAAUUUAAUUCUCAAGUGAUGGUUGGUGCCAACAAUCCAUCGUAUG